CGGGCAGUUUGGCAACUUGGAAAUAUUCUUACGCCUUGCCCCUUGGCUGGAAAACAGCCCGGGGUGACUUUUCAAAGUGUCUGCGCUGGGUUAUAGGGCUCUGUUGCGCCACGGCCCCCUCGGAGGCUGUCCGAGCCCCUCCUGAACGCUGUCCUCCUCGGUUACCCUCCGCGACGCGCCCGUUCCCCCUCCUCUGGGAGGCAGGGCGGGGGUAUCGGAUUAGUCUUUGUUUUCGACGCGAAAGAGCCGAGAGCGGCGCCGGGGAGGCUCGCGAUGGCAGGGCCCCGGGGUCCGCCUGGGUAGGGCGCUCGGCCAUGACCCCCGCGAGGGUGCCUCCCGGCUGGCCCUCGGCCUCUGCUCGCGGGUGUCCCCUCCUCGCCGGCGAGGCUGAUUCGGCAGCGCUGCCUUCUCCAACACCCUGACCCGGGAGAAGAAAUACCGGAGGAGAAACUCCUCACCCUGCCCUGCCCCAGUCACACACCUACCGGCACACCUCAUGCCUGGGUCCAGAGCGGGUGAGGGUGAAGAACCCACGCAGCCAAGAUGAUCCCUUCUCUGGGGACUGCUGCUGGUGUCCUCCCCCAGAUCCCAGGCCCCAGCAGGUGGGAGAGUGGCCCCCAACUGAGUCCUAUCAGACUGCUGCAAAGGAGGUGAAGAGGGGUGGAGAAGAGGCGCCCAUCCGGGAGCCUGGAGCUACUUGUCUUCACCCUGUAGAUUUUGACUGCUUUAGGAGAGAAGGACCUGUUGGUGGCCUUUGCAGGCAGGAAGCUGGACUGUGGCUCUGCCCCAGCACCUAUGCCCCCACCUCUGGCAGCGUCAUGAGUCAGUUUCAGGUGCCCCUGGCAGUCCAGCCGGACCUGCCAGGCCUUUAUGACUUCCCUCAGGGCCAGGUGAUGGUAGGGGGCUUCCAGGGGCCUGGGCUCCCAAUGGCUGGGAGUGAACCCCAACUCCGAGGGGGUGGAGAUGGGCGGAAGAAACGGAAACGGUGCGGUACUUGUGAGCCCUGCCGGCGGCUAGAAAACUGUGGGGCUUGCACCAGCUGUACCAACCGCCGCACACACCAAAUCUGCAAACUGCGCAAGUGUGAGGUGCUGAAGAAAAAAGUGGGGCUUCUCAAGGAGGUGGAAAUAAAGGCUGGUGAAGGAGCCGGGCCGUGGGGACAAGGGGCUGCUGUCAAGACAGGCUCAGAGCUCAGCCCGGUUGAUGGACCUGUUCCAGGUCAGAUGGACUCAGGGCCAGUGUACGAUGGGGACUCACGGCAGCUAAGCGCCUCAGGGGCGCCGGUCAAUGGUGCUAGAGAACCUGCUGGACCCAGUCUGCUGGGCACCGGGGGGCCUUGGCGAGCAGACCAGAAGCCCAGCUGGGACACGGCCCCAGAACCAGCUCACACUGCUCGCCUGGAAGAUGCCCACGAUCUGGUGGCCUUUUCGGCUGUGGCCGAAGCUGUGUCCUCUUAUGGAGCCCUUAGCACCCGGCUCUAUGAAACCUUCAACCGUGAGAUGAGUCGCGAAGCUGGGAACAACAGCAGGGGACCCCGGUCAGGGCCCGAGAGCUGCUCUGCUGGCAGUGAAGACCUUGACACGCUGCAGACGGCCCUGGCCCUCGCUCGGCAUGGCAUGAAACCACCCAACUGCAACUGCGAUGGCCCAGAAUGCCCUGACUACCUCGAGUGGCUGGAGGGGAAGAUCAAGUCUGUGGUCGUGGAGGGAGGGGAGGAGCGGCCCAGGCUCCCAGGGACUCUGCCUCCUGGUGAGGCUGGCCUCCCGGCGUCGACCACCAGGCCACUCCUCAGCUCUGAGGUCCCCCAGAUACCUCCUCCUCCAGAGGGCCUACCCCUGUCCCAGAGCGCCCUGAGCAUCGCCAAGGAAAAGAACAUCAGCCUGCAGACCGCCAUUGCCAUUGAGGCCCUCACACAGCUCUCCUCUGCCCUCCCCCAGCCUUCUCAUGCCACCUCCCAGGCUUCUUGCCCCCUUCCUGAGGCCUUGUCCCCUCCGGCCCCUUUCAGAUCUCCCCAGUCCUACCUCCGGGCUCCCUCGUGGCCUGCGGUCCCUCCUGAAGAGCACCCAUCCUUUGCUCCUGAUAGCCCUGCCUUCCCUCCGGCAGCUCCUAGGACAGAGUUUCCUGAAGCCUGGGGCACGGACACCCCACCAGCAACUCCCCGGAGCUCUUGGCCCAUGCCCCGCCCAAGCCCUGACCCCAUGGCUGAACUGGAGCAGUUGUUGGGCAGUGCCAGUGAUUAUAUCCAGUCAGUAUUCAAGCGGCCCGAGGCCCUGCCCACCAAGCCCAAGGUCAAGGUUGAGGUGCCCUCUUCCUCCCCAGCCCCAUCCCCAUCCCCCAUUCUCCAGAGGGAGGCCCGCACACCGUCCUCAGAGCCCGACACCCACCAGAAGGCCCAGACGGCCCUGCAGCAGCACCUCCACCAUAAGCGCAGUCUCUUCCUGGAGCAGGCCCACCACCCCUCCCUCCCUGCUCCCUCAGAGCCUCCUGCUCCUGCCUGGUGGGCACCACCCAGCUCACCUGCCUCACGGCCAUCAGACAGACCACCCAAGGAGAAGAAGAAGAAGCCCCUGGCGCCCGCUGGAGGUCUCAUGGGAACCGACAGAGCUGGCCCUGGGAUCAAGCCCAGUGUCCGGAAGCCCAUUCACAUCAAGAAGUCCCGGCCACGGGAGGCGCAGCCCCUCUUCCCACCUCUGCGGCAAAUCAUCCUGGAAGGGCUGAGGUCCCCAGCCUCUGAGGACGUGCAGGCACACCCACCUGCCCCCAUCCCCUCCUCACAGGGCUCUGCUGUCCCCCCGCCCCCAGAACCUUCUCUUGCGCUAUUUGCACCUAGUCCCUCCGGGGACAGCCUGCUGGCCCCUACUCAGGAAAUGAGGUCUCCCAGCCCCAUGGCAACCCUGCAGCCAGGCUCCGCUGGCCCUCUUCCCCCUGCUGAUGACAAGCUGGAAGAGCUCAUCCGGCAGUUUGAGGCUGAAUUUGGGGAUAGCUUUGGGCUUCCUGGCCCCCCAUCUGUGCCCAUUCAGGACCCUGAGAACCAGCCAACCAGUCUCCCAGCCCCAGAGAGCCCUUUUGCUACCCACUCUCCCAAGCAAAUCAAGAUUGAAUCUUCAGGGGCUGUGACUGUGCUCUCAACCACCUGCUUCCAUUCAGAGGAGGGAGGCCAGGAGGCCACACCCACCAAGGCCGAGAACCCACUCACACCCACCCUCAGUGGCUUCCUGGAAUCACCUCUUAAGUACCUGGACACACCCACCAAGAGUCUGCUGGACACACCUGCCAAGAGAGCCCAGGCCGAGUUCCCCACCUGUGAUUGCGUAGAACAAAUAGUGGAGAAAGAUGAAGGUCCGUAUUAUACUCACCUGGGAUCUGGCCCCACGGUAGCCUCCAUCCGGGAACUCAUGGAGGAGCGGUACGGAGAGAAGGGGAAAGCCAUCCGGAUCGAGAAGGUCAUCUACACGGGGAAGGAAGGGAAGAGCUCACGUGGCUGUCCCAUCGCAAAGUGGGUGAUCCGCAGGCACACCCUGGAAGAGAAGCUGCUCUGCCUGGUGCGGCACCGGGCGGGCCACCACUGCCAGAAUGCCGUGAUCGUCAUCCUCAUCCUGGCCUGGGAGGGCAUCCCGCGCAGCCUUGGAGACACCCUCUACCAGGAGCUCACCGACACCCUCCGGAAGUACGGGAACCCCACCAGCCGGAGAUGUGGCCUCAACGAUGACCGUACCUGCGCUUGCCAAGGCAAAGACCCGAACACCUGCGGUGCCUCCUUCUCCUUUGGUUGUUCCUGGAGCAUGUACUUCAAUGGCUGCAAAUACGCUCGGAGCAAGACUCCUCGCAAGUUCCGCCUGGCGGGGGACAACCCCAAAGAGGAAGAAGUGCUCCGGAAGAGUUUCCAGGACCUGGCCACCGAAGUUGCUCCCCUGUAUAAGCGGCUGGCCCCCCAGGCGUAUCAGAACCAGGUGACCAAUGAGGAAAUAGCGAUUGACUGCCGCCUGGGGCUGAAGGAAGGGCGGCCUUUCUCAGGGGUCACGGCCUGCAUGGACUUCUGUGCCCACGCCCACAAGGACCAGCAUAACCUCUACAAUGGGUGCACGGUGGUCUGCACCCUGACCAAGGAAGACAAUCGCUGUGUGGGCAAGAUUCCCGAGGACGAGCAGCUGCACGUGCUCCCCCUGUACAAGAUGGCCAGCACGGAUGAGUUCGGCAGUGAGGAGAACCAGAACGCCAAGGUGGGCAGCGGGGCCAUCCAGGUGCUCACCGCCUUCCCCCGCGAGGUCCGGCGCCUGCCGGAGCCUGCCAAGUCCUGCCGCCAGAGGCAGCUGGAAGCCAGGAGGGCAGCAGCCGAGAAGAAGAAGGUUCAGAAGGAGAAGCUGAGCACUCCUGAGAAGAUCAAGCAGGAGGCCCUGGAGCUGGCUGGCAUCCCCACUGACCCAGGCCUGUCUCUGAAGGGUGGACUGUCCCAGCAAAGCCUGAAGCCCUCCCUCAAGGUGGAGCCGCAGAACCACUUCAGCUCCUUCAAGUACAGCGGCAACGCAGUGGUGGAGAGCUACUCGGUGCUGGGCAGCUGCCGGCCCUCCGACCCGUACAGCGUGAACAGCGUGUACUCCUACCACUCCUACUAUGCACAGCCCGGCCUGGCCUCCGUCAAUGGCUUCCACUCCAAGUACGCGCUUCCGUCAUUUGGCUACUAUGGCUUUCCAUCCAGCAACCCGGUCUUCCCCUCUCAGUUCCUGGGUCCUGGCACCUGGGGGCACGGUGGCAGCAGUGGCAGUUUCGAGAAGAAGCCCGACCUCCAUGCUCUGCACAGCAGCCUGAGCCCGGCCUACGGUGGUGCUGAGUUUGCCGAGCUGCCCGGCCAGGCUGUACCCACAGACACCCACCACCCCGCUCCUCACCACCAGCAGCCUGCUUACCCAGGCCCCAAGGAGUAUCUGCUUCCCAAGGUCCCCCAGAUCCACCCAGUGUCCAGGGACCCCUCUCCCUUUGCACAGAGCUCCAGUUGCUACAACAGACCCAUCAAGCAGGAGCCAGUGGAUCCACUGGUCCACGCCGAGUCCUUACCCGGAGAGCCUGGCAAGAUGCGCAAAAUGCCUUUGCCCGAGGCGUCUCAGAAUGGGGGACCCAGUCACCUGUGGGGACAGUACUCAGGAGGCCCAAGCAUGUCCCCCAAGAGGACUAACAGUGUGGGUAGCAGCUGGGCUGUGUUCUCUCCGACGGAGAGCCCUGCCAUUGUCCCCGAUAAGCUCGGUUCCUUUGGAGGUGGCUGCCUGACCCCUUCCCACUUCCCAGAUGGCCAGCAUCCGUGGGGGUUGUUCCCUGGUGAGGGACAGCAGCCAGCCCCCCAGCCUGGAGGACGGCUGCGAGGCAAGCCGUGGAGCCCCUGCAAGUUUGGGAACAACACCUCUGCCUUGGCCGGGCCCAGCCUGACCGAGAAGCCAUGGGGGGUAGGAGCAGGGGAUUUCAGCUCUGCCCUGAAAGGUGCUCCCGGAUUCCAAGACAAGCUGUGGAGCCCCCUGAAAGGGGAGGAGGGAAGGAUUUCAACGCCGGGGGCGAGCCAGCUGGACAAAGCCUGGCAGUCCUUCAGCAUGCCCCUGGGCCCCAGUGAGAAGCUGUUUGGGGCCCUGAAGUCCGAGGAGAAGCUGUGGGAUCCCUUCAGCCUGGAGGAGGGGACGGCGGAGGAGCCCCCCAUCAAGGGGACGGUGAAGGACGAGAAGGGCGGUGCUGGCGGCGCCGGCGGGGCAGAGGAAGAGGAGGAGGAGCUGUGGUCGGACAGCGAACACAACUUCCUGGACGAGAACAUCGGCGGCGUGGCCGUGGCCCCCGCUCAUGGCUCCAUCCUCAUUGAAUGUGCCCGGCGGGAGCUGCAUGCCACCACGCCCCUCAAGAAGCCCAACCGCUGCCACCCCACCCGCAUCUCGCUGGUCUUCUACCAGCACAAGAACCUCAACCAGCCCAACCACGGGCUGGCCCUCUGGGAGGCCAAGAUGAAGCAGCUGGCGGAGAGGGCGCGGGCAAGACAGGAGGAGGCCGCCCGGCUGGGCCUGGGCCAGCAGGAGGCCAAGCUCUACGGGAAGAAGCGCAAGUGGGGGGGUGCCGUGAUCCCCGAGCCCCAGCAUAAGGAGAAGAAGGGGCUUGUCCCCACCCGGCAGGCGCUGGCCGUGCCCACAGACUCAGCGGUCACUGUGUCCUCGUAUGCCUACACGAAGGUCACGGGCCCCUACAGCCGCUGGAUCUAGGCGCCAGGGUGCCAGGGAGCCAGCGUACCUCAGCGUCGGGCCCGGCCCGAGCUGCCUCUGUGGUGCUUUCGCCCUCACACCUGGGGGCGGGUUGGGGGUGCAGAAGUCUUUCUAUCUAUAUAUACAUAUAUAGAUACGCAUAUAUAUGUAUUUAUGGUCCAAACCUCAGAACUGACCCGCCCCUCCCUUCCCCCCAACUCCCCAGCACUUUGAAGAAGAAACUACGGCUGUCGGGUGAUUUUUUUCGUGAUCUUAAUAUUUAUAUCUCCACGUUGGUUUUUUUCCUCCCUUGUUUGGGGGGCUUUUAUUUUCUCUUGUUUUUAAAACUCUAUCCUUGUAUAUCACAAUAAUGGAAAGAAAGUUUAUAGUGUCCUUUCACAAAGGAGUAGUUUUAAAUUCCAUUUAAAAUGUGUAUUUAUUGGAUUUUUUUUAAAGUGACAAUUGUAACGGUAAAGGAUCGGCAGGAAAGGCCAGAAGCACUCAUUCCUGCCCAGUUGUGCUGGGCCCAGUGGGCCUGGCCCUCUUGGGAGCUGACGAGGUUCUCUCAGCCAUCGGCCCCUCAUGAGCCAAGUGCAGGUUGUGUAGCCACCCACUGCGUCCCUCCUGACAGACACGCCUUCCCUUCAGGGGAGGGAGCCCUCAGGACAGCUUCUGUCCUCUCCAGUAGGAUGGGAGAAUCUGUAGAAAAACAUCUGGGGUCCCUUUUCCAGUCACCGGCUCGGAGUCGGGGAUGGAGGACAGGUGCGCCCCAGGCCAGGCACCUGAGAUGCUGGCAUAGGUUUCCCCAGAAACCAGGUUGGAAGUAGACAGCUUCAAGCUUGCUAGUCUCCACACUGAAUCCUCUCUGUCCCUUAGCUGUCAAGUCAUGUGAUACCGUGGUACCCUCGGCAGCACCUCGGGAUGGAGCUGGAGU
Messenger RNA from Hippopotamus amphibius kiboko, 7140 nucleotides. It is a transcript of the gene TET3, whose product is annotated as tet methylcytosine dioxygenase 3. The transcript has 12 exons. Gene Ontology annotation, molecular function: zinc ion binding; DNA 5-methylcytosine dioxygenase activity; DNA binding. The record is from RefSeq and is a predicted model, not a curated record. Bases 819 to 6227 code for a protein of 1802 amino acids. Lineage: Eukaryota; Metazoa; Chordata; Mammalia; Artiodactyla; Hippopotamidae. Gene Ontology annotation, biological process: oxidative demethylation; positive regulation of transcription by RNA polymerase II. Gene Ontology annotation, cellular component: nucleus.